GAAUAAAUGGGUAUGACUGUUAACUUUUUGUUUUUUUUCAUGUAAUUCCCUUCAUUUGAUCUUGUUAAAUACGUCAUUAUUGUUCAAUCUGAAAUUAAUUGUAUAAAUUUUGUUAAAUUACGUUAAAUUUUUAGAUUCUAAUUUUUGUAAAUUUCUCUCCUUUUAGCGCCCCAUAUUCAAUAUUACUUAAUUAUUGUUAUGACUCCAAAAAUUCUACCUCUACGUUGCAAAACUGCAACUGGAUCGAUUCAAAUUGAAUCUUUAUAUGAAACAAGUACCAUAAAAGAGAUGAAAGAAGUUAUAUCCAGUGUUACCGGUAUUCACCCUGAAACAUUAGUUAUUCGUCGUGGUUUCCCGCCGAUUCCCAUUGAUUUAACGGAUGAAACUAAACCACUCAUCGAGGCAAUUACUUCAUCUAAGGAGAUGCUGAUAAUUGAAGGUUCAUCUGCUGAUAGAGGAUCAUAUGCUUCUAAACCAACCCCUUUAGAACCAAGUUCAUUUCCAACUAAACCAACGAGACCUACACAAUCGUAUAACGUGCCUGUACAACCGAGUAAAGGUGUAUUGAUGCGCCAUGUUGUUCCAGCCAAUAAUUCAUGCCUUUUUACUAGUAUUAACUUUUGCCUUACAAAUGGCAGAUAUGAAGAAGCAUCUGGAAAAUUUUUACGACAGAUAAUUGCGAAAACCGUUGCCCGAGACCCGAUCACUUAUAAUGAAGCCUUUUUAGGAAAACCUAAUCGUGACUAUGUUACUUGGAUUCUUAAUGAAACCCAUUGGGGAGGUGCAAUAGAGAUAUCCAUUCUUUCUGCUCACUACUCUAUUGAGAUUGUUGUUGUUGAUACUCAAAAUACUCGACUUAACCGUUUUGGAGAAGAUAAAGACUAUGCCAAUCGAAUUCUCGUGAUUUAUGACGGAAUUCAUUAUGAUCCUUUGUUGUUGGAACCCUCUCCUUAUGGGACUAGUAAAAAAAUACAAACCAUUUUCCCUAAAUCUGAUGAUAUAAUUUUAUCUUUGGCUUUGGAGCUUGCCCAUGAAGCAAGAACAAGUAGACAAUUUACUGAUGUUCAAAAUUUCACUCUGAGAUGUUUAGAUUGUAAUACUGCAUUACAAGGUCAAGAAGCGGCGCGUAUCCAUGCUCAAGAAACUGGUCAUAUAAAUUUUGGAGAGAUUUAAUUUUUCACCAAGCAAGCAUACAUGUUUCUAUGCAAAUUGAAGCAAUUUAUCGAUAGAGUUAUAACAAUACUGUUGCAAUUGUGCGCUUAUUAUUUAUCAUGAGUUCAGCAUUAAAAUUAUUCAAUAGAGGCAA
This is a messenger RNA of Tetranychus urticae (two-spotted spider mite), 1306 nucleotides long. RefSeq names its product Yod1 deubiquitinase (gene Yod1). Gene Ontology annotation, molecular function: cysteine-type deubiquitinase activity. NCBI's taxonomy places the organism in Eukaryota, Metazoa, Arthropoda, Arachnida, Trombidiformes, Tetranychidae. Gene Ontology annotation, biological process: protein deubiquitination; endoplasmic reticulum unfolded protein response; ERAD pathway. Gene Ontology annotation, cellular component: nucleus; cytosol. The record is from RefSeq and is a predicted model, not a curated record.